GAUGGUGAUAGCAGUGAUUCUGGAGGUGAUUGUGGUUGGCUCAGUACCUUAGAUACUCGUAGACCUGUACUUCCUAAUUUUUGGCUAAUCAUGAAUGUCUGUGAAAAGAAAGUUAUUGUGUAUUUUCAUAUGAGGCAAAGAAAUGAAGAUGAUGAGGAACUUGGUGAAUGUCAAACUGUGUUGAAUGAAGUCGUAACCAUUAUCAAAAAUAUUUGUAAAGAAGUGAAUCAAAUUCUUUUACUUCAGUCAUUAAGUGAAACACGAAUGUGUGAUAGACUUCUUGUGCCAGAAGGCAAUGAUGAUGUUUGGAAGAGCAAAGAUUUUGAUUUGAUUGGAGAUCCAAAUCGCACAGUUUCAAGUGAAGAUCCAGAUCUUGCUCUAGAAGUACAGGAAAAGUAUCUUGAAGCAACACUAAAAUUUGAACCAGGAGCCUUUGGUUGUCCUGUAGUUUGGGUUACCCACUUUAAAUUACAUCAUAGACUUGCUGCUGCUUCUACUGGAAGUAUCAAAUCAUUAGGCAUACAAGCUCUUCGAUCUGUUUUGAAUACAUUUUCUGUGAAUAAUCGAGAAAAUAUGUUUGUUUAUCAAGAUGGAUCGGGCCCAGUGUUUUAUCUCAGAUUGUUUGAAGAAAUUUGUGGGGAAAACCACUCGGGAGGAAUUUCAAGAGUUGAAGAUAAUUUAUCUUUAAUGGGAUCUUACUGUUCAUCUGUUCAGAGUCUACCUCAGAAGAGAACAAAUAUAGAGAGUGAUUUUGAAAUGGAAUUUCGUCCUCGAGUAAAUUCUGGUGCAUCUGAUAGCUAUCGUCAGGAUGCAUUAUCAGCUGCUUCAUCUAAAAAACCUCAGAAGUGUGUUGCUCUUUAUGUGCAUGGUAUUGGUGAAGUUGGUACCACUAUAACAAAUGACCUUGUGCAAGUCCUUCAAAAUCGUUUAAAUGAAGGUGUAUUGGACCUCAUAAUCAUGAUGCUGUCUCGAAAUCCACAGUGUAUGCUUACUCCUGAAGAUGUUCAGUUCAUUCAAAAUCCAAACAGUCCUCCAACUCAAGAAAUACAUUUUACUUUACCAGUUAAACUGCUGGGAUAUGCCCACUCUGUCCAUAUUUAUUUACGUCAGAAUAUGUUGCAUUUUGUGUACAAUCCAAAAUACACCGAUAGCAGAAAAGAGAGUCACUUUAAAGCUUAUUCUUAUAACCCUGUUGAGUGGACUCAAGUUGAUGAUAAUGAUAUUUUUUUAUACCACUCUCAUCAAGCAUCUGGCUAUUCUGGAGGAAAAGGGAUAUCCUGUAUAGUUCUCUCACUAGUUACUGGUUCAGGGACUCCAUUUCAAAACCUCAAUAAUUUGUCCCCGAAUCCAUCUGCAUAUCAAGAUGGUUUAUCAGAAAAUGAAUUUAAAGACUUGACAUCUACUUCGAUGUAUACUGUCAAAAAAGACAAGUCCCCAGGUCCUGUGGCUCUAAUUAGGUUUCAGAUAUGGAGUGUUGGGAAAGAUGUCAAAGAGCAGAUUGAACUGAAACUUGAAAAUGCUGUUCGACAUGCAUUAUGGGAUCUUCUAAUGGAAUAUUGUGCUUUGACUUCUCCAAUUUCAGAUUCUGCUUAUUUAGAUGAUUCUUCUUGCUAUAGUGAACCGACAACACCCAUAAGAACUCGGAGAACAGGGCUUUCUACUGUUGAUCCUAAUCUCCAGUUGAAGGAUUUUCAUUCAUCUGUAGGACUUCAAAUUUCCAAAGAGAUGUCAUCAUCUGUUCCAGAUAUUACUGUGAAAGCACAUUCACCACCAUCUUUGUUGAAGGAAAUUCCAGCAUUUAAAUUUGGUAAUGGACCACAGUCUGCUAAACCUGAAUUUCAUACUGAAGGAUCUAAUCAAGCUAAGCAAAUUACACCAUCUUCUAGCAGCACAAAGUGUGAUAAGAAAAAUUUAAAUUAUAUGUUUCAUACUCUUCUUGGACCUUUCUUACAGUAUGGAGAUAUGUUAGGUUGCCCUGCAUUAUCUAGAGGUACCUUCUCUCUAUCAUCAAGGCAUUCUGUCAUCAUUGUUUUGAAAGAGAUUCAGACUAUAAUAAAAAAUGUAUUACGAGAUAUAUUUCCCAAAGUAUAUGUACAAAUAAAUGAUCCUUUGACUUCAGAAAUAGAGUACAUUCCUUUCAAUCCUUAUACAAAUACAACAUCCGAGGAUUCUGAGACUAGAAAACCUGGAUCAAUUAAAAGUUUCAUAAUUAUUGGAAGAAAUGAGAAGCAGUGGAGAGCAUACUUGGGGCAUAGUGAAUUUUUAAAGUUUCAUGAAUCUUCUGUUGAGAGUAUCAAAACAUAUCAAAAAUAUCAGACCCAUGUUUGCACUCGUCAAAAUUUGGAUACAUUUCAAGAAUCAGGACUGAAUUCCCCCACACAUGCUAACAAAUCUGUUACAUCUGCCAGUCCUCAUCAAAAGAGUUCUGCUGCAUACGCUUCUGAUCGCUCUAGCAAACCUGCAGUUUAUUCCUCAUUUGUUCCUCGACAGCGUCUUUUUCUCAUGUAUGUUCAAGACAAAGAGAUUACUCUUUUCCUGUAUAACUGGUCAUCAGAAAUUAGUCAGAAUUUAUUAAGCCAACUUACAAGAUUAGUCAAGUGGCAUCAACAACGGAAUUGCCUUUUAAACAACAUUGUACUUCAAAAACUUGGUGUUUUCCAUGGGGUAUCUAGUUUGCAGCAUGGAAGUGCAGAAAAGUCUACAAAAACAGAUAAAUCCAAAAGUGUUCGAGAAUCACCUGAUGAUUCAGUUAAAUUAAGUUAUAUUGAACAGCUAAUUAACAAUCAUAAUUUUAGCAAAGAAUCACAUAGCACAAGUUCUAAGUCCUUAACUGUGAGUUUAAAACCUGUGUAUGUUAGUAAAAGUCUGAAAAAUGCAAGACCAAUCAUCCCUUUUCAUUUGAGUUCAAGUGCUGAUGUAAAGGACCCUGUAAAAGCUCAUGGAACACAGUUUUUGGAGACAAUCUCAGCUCAAAGACGAGAUAUGCAAGUUCUAUACAACAUGUGGCAAACAAGAGGAUCAAGUGUGGUUUAUCCUUUUGAUCGUGUCUUUCUUGAAUUAAAGAGAUUAGCUCGGCUGAGCCACUAUUGUUUCACACCUAUUCUCUUCAGUCCUUCCUGGCGUUGGAGGGUUGCUCCAAUACGAGAUCAUGCUUUGGAACCUCUUGAACAGCUUUACUCUUCUGAACGGCUUUCUGAUUCCUUAACUACAAGUAGGUCACGUCAUAGUUCUGGCAGUAGUCUAAAAAACAGUGAUGGUUCAAGUACUGCAUCUAGAUCCAGGCGUGUUAGUGGUGUGACGUAUCCUGGUUCAAAUCAAGGUUCUCCUCGAAUGAGAACAAAAACGCCAUCAGAAGAAACAUGGCAUAGCACUGUAUGUCGUCAUUAUCUUCAGGAAUAUGUGCAAUAUUUACAUACUGUAGGUUUUGUUUCUUUGCAGACAUCUGACACAUCAUCAGGACAAAGUCGACGUAGUGUCAGUAGUGAAGAUGACAAAUUGUCAAGGUCUGAUUCCUUUUCUCACCACAGAAAUAGCAUUGCAUGGCCCCCUGUUUUUUAUCUAAUCAAAUGUUUACUUGGAGGACUUUUAGUCUUUGAAUUAGGUAUAAUUGAACCUUAUGCUUAUGGCCAUUUGUACUCAUUAGAGUGCUCUAGGUUUAAUGCUUGCAGUCCUAGAACUCUGAAUUCGCAGUUUACAGCUGCAUUUUUAGAUGAGCUUGAUAAGGUGAAAUUAAACAUGCAUUUGCAUUCGUUUACAUAUGAUUAUCAUUUACGAACAAUUCAUUCUUAUAUAUCUGGAAGACAGCUGAUAUUUAGGCAUGGUUAUCAUCUUACAAGUUUCCUCGAUGAUUUCAUUAAAUACUACCAGAAAGUGCCAAAUGGAGCUCGUAAUUUAUUGUAUGCAGGCAGCUUAACCAUUCCAGACAUAAAUAUGUCAGGUGACCAGCUGUAUAAUUACAUAAUUAGUCACAAUCAACUUUAUGGAAUGACUGUAUUACGAAUGGUUCCUGUUGUAAUGGAUAGCACAUCGAGUAUCGAUACAGAAUUUGCCUUAGUUGAGCUAUCCGCACAAAAAGCAUCUUAUAAAGAUUUAAAUGAUGUCUGCCAAAUGGGAAGUUUUGAUGUUGGCCUUCUAAUUAACCAUAACACUUCAGAGUCUGUAACUGAUCCUAAUUCUUUAGUUUUAAGUUUUUAUAUAAUUCUUACUAGUCAAAGAGAUCUCUACCCUAAGCUGUCAAAUUUGGGUUCUAUGUUAGGAUCAUUUCAGACUGUGAGAUUUGGUUCUGCACUUACUUCCAGUGGCUAUUCUUCACGCAAAACAAGUACAGCAUCUAUGCUUACUGAAAAAGAGAAACUUGAAUCUAGUGGAGAAGAUUCCAUCAACUCUGCUGAUUCAAAGUCAAAGAAAACUAGUGUAGUACGUAGUAUGUGUGAUGAGGAUGUUAUGUACUUAGGCUACUACAGUAGUCAAGAAACAAUGAUGCAACAGGUGUUGAAUCAGCAGGCUGAAGCCGCACGAUGUCAUCUAGAAGGUAUUGUUCAAAGAGCUUCUAUUCACUGUCGUCGGGAUUCCUUAUGGAGCUCUUUGUUGCCAAGAACUUUAAAAGAGGAAAAUAGCAGUAAAGAUCAUGGUGCUUCAGCUGCUUCAUCUUAUGCUGACUUCUCUGAACUGCUGGAAUUAGUAACAAUGAUUCCUUUGAAUGGUAUAGAUGAAAAACUAACACCUUUCAUGAAUAUGCAUAUAUCAUGGUAUGUCACUCUAGCACCUGUCUUAAAAUCAAAGUAUGCUGAUAGCCAUCGAGAAUUUAUGUCAUCAGAUGGGAGCUCUAUGUAUGUGGUUGUUACUAACUUCCGUUGUCCUGAUUCAUUCUUGCUUCUUUCCAUUGAUGCACGGGCAAAUCGAACUGAUUUAUGCUUAGUUUUUAGAGAACCUCCGACAGACAUAGAGCAUACUGCUGAAAAACCAAAUCAACGUACAUUAGCUUUACAAUCCCUAGUUGAAGAUUUUGUAAAUGCUUGCUGCUUCCACUUGUGGACAUGUUUAUUGUGAUCCUCAGAUUUUAACACCACUAUAAAUCUAGCUGUAAACUAUGUUAAAAAAUGUACAUACAAAUGUAAGUAUAGUGUUUUCUGUGUGUGUGUUUGUACACACACACACAUACACUACACAUGUGAAUAUAUAUAUAUAUAAUUUUAUCAAUAAUUUAAUAGUCAAGAAUGUUUCUUAAAAAUUUCACAAAAUAGUAUAAUAUUUUUUUCCCUAAUUUUUUAAAAAUUAAUCGUUUGUUGUAUAUAUAAUUAAAAAUGAAAUAAAAUGAAGUAAACAGAAUUAUUCUAAAACAAAAUAGGAAAGUAUAAAUCGAAACGAUGAAUUCUAAACAAGAAAAAAGAAACUAAAGCAAAAGUAGAUGAAUAUAUAAAAUGAAACAAAAUUAAUUAAAUAAAAUUCCCAUGAAAUAAAAGAAAAGUUGAUAACUCUUUGGUAUUUUGCAAGAUUUUGCAAGUGUUACAAUAAAAUUUUAAAAAUAAUGUCUUAAGUUUCUUUGAAAACUUCUAAUACUUUAAAGUUUUUUUGUAAUUUUUUAAUUUAAAUAAAUAAUUGCUUUAUUUUACAAUUCAUCCAGGUAUAAAUUCAAGAGCAUGGAUUUGCUGAUAAUUCUUUCAGUUGCUCUUUGACAAAUACCAAAAAGUUAUUUUUAGUCCAAUAGCAUUUGUCCCUGAAGGACUAUUGUUUUUGUUUUGCAUUGAAAAUUUUAAAAGGCUGUAUCACUUUUCAAAUCAUUGCCAUGGUACCUAGAGCCAUCCAAUCU
This is a messenger RNA of Stegodyphus dumicola, 5809 nucleotides long. Its product is annotated as KICSTOR complex protein SZT2-like. Gene Ontology annotation, cellular component: peroxisome. The record is from RefSeq and is a predicted model, not a curated record. NCBI's taxonomy places the organism in Eukaryota, Metazoa, Arthropoda, Arachnida, Araneae, Eresidae.